AUGUACGGCGGCGCCGGCGGCAGGCGCCGGCCGCACGAGGGCGGCGGCGGUUACGGCGGCGGGCGGCGCCCGUUCGACGGCCGCGGCCGAGGAGGCCGCGGCGGAGGCCGCGGCGGUGGAGGCCGCGGCCGCGGUCGAGGCGAGCUGAUACCGAUCGACAACCACGAUAUUGUCGGCACGGAGGAGCGGCAGCUGUCCACGGUGGAGCCGGGCGGGUCGCUCGAAGAUCGACUCUCGGCGCUCACCGUCGGCGGCGGAUGGAUCGAGCCGCGGGGUCCGUCUUUGGGGGUGCCUUAUAGAGAAGCGCCGGUGGCUACGAACGUCUGGCGCCUCGUACCGGCGCCCGGCGCCGCCACGGACACGAUCUGGGUUUAUCACGUCCGGCACCUGAAGAAGGAGUUCGUGGCCGACGGCGACGCCGCGCCGGCCGCGCCGGACGCCGCGCCGGCGCCCCCGCCCCCGGUGGUCGCCGCGCCCGCGGGCGCGGGCGCCCGGCCCGAGGAGGUCCUCGCCGAUGGCACGCGCAAGCCCUCCGAGACGCAGAAGCGGCGGACGCUCGAGGCGAUGCGCGCCGUGGGCGAACAGGCGCGCGUCCAGGUCUUCUCGGACGGCGCGCGGAUGCUCUACGCGUGCGGGCGGCUCGAGCCGCACAUGUCCGCGUCGGGCGUCGUGGUCGCGCCCGUGGCCGGCAAGCCGUGGCGCCGGUGGCGCGUGCAGCUGCAGGCGGCCACCACCAUCGACGUGGCCGAGGCGCUCCGGAGCACCGCCGUCGACGUGGCGCGGACGGCGAGCGGCGAGCUCGUGGACGCCUGCACGGGCGAGCGGCACCACUUCUCGACCAUCAUCGACCUCGCGAUCAAGGCGCACAUGACGCAGAACGGGUACUGGGACCUCGGCAGCGGCACGUACCUGGUCCAGGGCGAGCCGGUGCGCUGCCGGGAGGGCGGCCUGGACAUCCUCCUCGGCGUCGACGUGGGGGUGCGCAACUGCGAGGCGGGCAUGUGCCUCGCGGUCGACCUCGUGGCGAAGGCAGCGGUGCGCACGCCGGGCGCUCUCUCCACCGUCGCGGACCUGAUCAUCGCGCUCUUCGGCGAGCGGGGCCCGCGCUCGCCGAAAGACGUAGAGAAGCUCAAGCAGCUGCUGCACCGCAAGAACGUCACGAUCCUGCGGAAGGACUUCGGCGGGGCCGACGAGUUCGCGGAGAUCUCGCGCAAGAACUUCAAGGACAAGGGCCGCCUCGUCGCCACGUCGGCCAGCGACAUGACCUUCGAGCGCAACGGCGAGACCAUCUCCAUCGCCACGUACCAGGAGCGCAAGGGCCACCCGUUACGGUUUCCGCACCACCCCGUCAUCCGCAUCGACGCGGGCCUCGAGUACGUAGAGGUCAUGGGCGAGGACGGCCUUAAGCGGCGCCAGCCCAAGCGCGACGCUGACGGCAAGAAGAUCGAGAAGGUCAUCUACAUCCCGGCCGAGCGCCUGCGGCUCGAGGAGGGCCAGCACGCGCGCGGCAUCAACAUGGCCGACGAAAUCAUCAGGUUGCUCUCCGUGCGGCCUUCCGCGCGACACGGGCAGAUCGUCGACCACGUCGCGCGGAGCCGCAUCACGUCGUCGCCGGCCCUCGCGGCGAUCGGGCUCCAGCUCGCGCCGCGAUCGCUCGCCGUCGUCGCCAAGAUUUUUCCGGCGCCGCUUCUCUUCGCGCGGAACCGAGGACGCGUCCUCCAGCUCGGGGGGCACAAGCUCGGCGAGUGGAGACAAGAGAACCAGGUCUUCCGCGUCGCGGCGCCCGAGCACCGGAACGUCCUGGUCCUCGACAUGGGCGGCGGCCGCGCGUCGCCCGACGCCGUCAGGAACUACGUGGACGAACUCCGCCGCGCGUGCAGGGACAUCGACAUCCAGCUCGGCGACCCGUUCGACCCGUCGGGGCGGGGCGGCCCCGGCCCGGUGUUGGUGGCGGUCGUCCGGCCGGAUUCCUCUGUUGGCGACGUGACCCACGAGGUGUAUGGAGCCUGCCAGCGCUGCGGCGUCGCCAAGCCGGACCUCGUACUGGCCGUCAUCAAGAAAACCCAGGCGUCCCUGAGCGAGAACGACUACGGUGUGAUCAAGCGGUUCCAGCACCAGACGGGCGUCAUGACGUCGUGCGUCACCGUCGAGUCGCUGAAGACGGCGGGAUCAGCGCGGUACCGGGACAUCGUCCGCGCGAUCGCCGCCAAGAUCAACGCCAAGUUCGGCGGCGUGAACCGGGCCGUCGUCUCCGCGGAGUCCGCGAGGCCGAACGGCGAGCCGCCGGUGGACUUCCACCCGUGGACGGGCGCGGCGCCGACGGCCCUCGUCGCCGUGCACGUCACGCUCGCCGGCGCCUACGACUCGGCGAUCCCCUCGAUGGUCACGGCGGCCUGCACCGUCGACAAACUCAUGUCGCAGUUCCGGUUCGCGUCGCGCGUCGCGCCCCUGGACGCGCGCCUGGACGAGCACCUCGCGGAUGUGAUCGGCCUCGCCGUCUGCGACGUGCUAAGCCAGUUCGCAGAAAUUAAUGGUCCACCGCAGCUCGUCGUCGCGUUCCGCACGGGCGCGUUCGCGGGCGAGGACCAUCGCCGGAUGCUGGAGCUCGAGCCGGCGGCGAUCAAGCGUCGGAUCCGCGAGAAAGCGUCCGCGCAUUUCGACGGCGAGGUGCAUCUGACCUACUGCCCGAUGACCAAGAGCCGGGUCCGCGUCUUCCCGAGCCGCGAGUCGGGCACCGACAACGACCGCUCCAUGAACGUGCCGCCGUCGCUCUUCGUCGACUCGGGCCUGACGCACCCGACGGCGCACGAGUUCUUCGUGAACACGUACGCCGGGAUCCAGGGCUGCAACAACCUGCAGCACUGCCGCGUCAUCCUCAACGAGGCCCAGUGCCCGCCCGACGUCCUCAUGAGCAUCGUCGCGGCGCUCGCGUACGCCUACCCGAAGGCCAACCGCGCGGUCAAGCUGCCCGCCCUCUCCUACAUGGCGUCGCUGGUCUGCGACGCGAAGCGCCUGGUCAUCAAGAACGGUGAGGAGGCGCCGGGGGUCGGCGACGACUUCCCGUUCCACCCCGCCCUAUUGGACGGCAAGCUCCCGUUCAUGUGAAAUAAGAAGC
Molecule: messenger RNA, 3115 nt
Organism: Pelagomonas calceolata
Lineage: Eukaryota; Pelagophyceae; Pelagomonadales; Pelagomonadaceae
Source: the annotation of a GenBank genome assembly